Molecule: messenger RNA, 2115 nt
Organism: Micropterus salmoides (largemouth bass)
Lineage: Eukaryota; Metazoa; Chordata; Actinopteri; Centrarchiformes; Centrarchidae
Gene: riok1
Product: RIO kinase 1 (yeast)
Exons: 17
Coding region: 139-1830 (563 amino acids)
Biological process (GO): maturation of SSU-rRNA
Cellular component (GO): cytosol; preribosome, small subunit precursor
Molecular function (GO): protein serine/threonine kinase activity; ATP binding
Source: RefSeq, a predicted model, not a curated record
UAGUCACGUGUUCUGACCAGGAAGUGGAGGGAGCACGCUGUGUGAACACUGAGCUGCUGUGACUCGGCUUGGCUCGCUUUGGACCGGGUUCAGGUUCAGUUCUGGUUUCGGUGUUGGUGUGUGACCGUGUGUGACGUCAUGUCGGUGGUCGGCUCCGUACCUGGACAGUUUGAUGACGCAGAGGAGGAGAACAGCGGCCAAUCAGAGAUGUCGGCUGCACAGAGUCUGAGUGAUGUCACUCUGCAGCCUUCAUCAGAGCGGGAGGAGGAGGAGGAGGAGGAAGAGGAAGACGACGACGACGACGAUGAGGAGGAUGAUGAAGAGUGGGCGUGGCGUUCAGCAGGAGAUCUGACUAAAAGAUACAACCGGACGGGUCUGAACUGUCAGUCCAACAGACAGAAUCCGUCCAAUAAGACGCUGCCGGCAACUCCGACUGAUAAAGCUCUGAGGAAAUACGAACACAAGAUCAACCUGGAUAAACUGAAUUACGCCGACUCAGUGAUCAAUAAAGUGACCUCGAUGCAGAAGCAGAAAGAAGCCGACACGUACAGAGUUAAGGACAAAUCGGACCGAGCCACAGUCGAACAGGUUUUAGAUCCUCGAACUCGAAUGAUUCUCUUCAAGAUGUUGAGUCGAGGAGUCAUCUGUGAAAUCAACGGCUGCAUCAGUACUGGGAAGGAGGCCAACGUUUAUCACGCCAGCACGUCGGCCGGAGACAGCAGAGCCAUCAAGAUCUACAAGACCUCCAUCCUGCUGUUUAAAGACCGGGACAAAUACGUCAGUGGGGAGUUCAGGUCAGUCGCCACCGCCGCAGAAGAGUUCAGGUCAGUCGCCGCCGCAGAAGAAGAGUUCAGGUUCCGUCACGGUUACUGUAAAGGAAACCCAAGAAAAAUGGUGAGAACGUGGGCAGAAAAGGAGAUGAGGAACCUCAUCAGGCUGCAGACGGCAGGAAUCCCGAGUCCAGAACCUCUACUGCUCAGAAGUCAUGUUCUGUUGAUGAGCUUCAUUGGAAAAGACAACAUGCCGGCUCCUCUGCUGAAGAACGCGUCGUUUUCGGAGUCGAAGGCUCGUGAGCUCUACCUGCAGGUUCUACAGAACAUGCGGAAGAUGUUCCAGGAGGCUCGGCUCGUCCAUGCCGACCUUAGCGAGUUCAACAUGUUGUAUCACAACGGAGACGCUUACAUCAUCGACGUGUCCCAGUCUGUAGAGCACGAUCAUCCUCACGCUCUCGAGUUCCUCAGGAAGGACUGCAGCAACGUUAACGAGUUCUUUGUGAAGCGCGGGGUGGCGGUGAUGACGGUCAGGGAGCUGUUUGACUUCAUCACCGACCCGUCGAUCACCUGCCACAACAUCGACCAAUACCUGGAGAAGGCGAUGGUGAUUUCAGCUGAGCGGACGUCGGAGCAGCGAUCCGAUCAGGACGGAGUGGAUGAAGAGGUGUUUAAGAAGGCCUACAUCCCUCGCACCCUGACGGAGGUGAGUCACUACGAGCGAGACGUCAGCCUGAUGAAGGCCAAGGAGGAGGAGUCCGCCAUCAGUGGACACAACGACAAUGUUCUGUAUCAGACGCUGACUGGAAUGAAGAAGGAUCUGUCCGGAGUUCAAACGGUUCCUGCUCUGCUGGAGGAGGAUCAGUCUUCAUCCUCAGAGGAGGAAGAGGAGGAGGACGAUGAUGAAGAGGUGCAGGAGCAGAGUGAGGAAGCCUCCGUGGAUAAAAAGGAGAAGAAGAAGAUGGUGAAAGAAGCUCAGAGAGAAAAGAGAAAAAACAAAACGCCCAAACACGUGAAGAAGAGGAAGGAGAAGGUGUCCAAGAUGAAGAAAGGCAGAUGAUGACUUCCUGUUUGUCGGAGCGCAGCAACCUGCCUUUGUUUUAGAAGCAGCCAAUCACAAAGGUUCACCCGAUGACAGAAAUCUAUUCAGACCACCUGUGAGCUUUUUCCAGAACGUGAAGACGACCGGCCGACACCUGAUGACAUCACAACUUUCAGUGUACGACAUGAGGUAACGGUGUCACCUGUGUUGCAGGUGUGCAUCUGUACAACAACAAAGGAACCUUCUAGUGAGGUUGCCGGAAACAUUCGGAGAACCCCCAAUAAAACAUUUCAUCAAGUUUUA